AUGGCUUUUGUGCGAAAUCUCAAACCUUCCGGGUUGUCUUGGACGCAUUACAAGCAGCAAACCAUCAUCUUCAAUACCUGGAACCGAGCGAUCGCUCUUCCGGUGUCUUCUGUAGUUUUAUCGGGUAAUGAUACCGUCAAGUCAUUUGCUGACCUUCCAGGACCCGUCAAUCUUCCAGUUGUAGGAACAUCCUGGAGCUUUUUGGUUGGAAAGAAAGGCGAGUCACUCGGAAAGCGGAUACUGUCGGUACAGAGAGACCAUGUUAAUAAGUACGGCAAUAUCCUCAAACAAAGUCUUGCGGGUCAUACCAUGGUUGAAAUUGCGGAUCCCGCGGAUGUCACAAAAGUACUGCGAUCCGAGGCGAAGUAUCCACAACGAUUCGAGUUUCCUAUUCUUGAUUAUUAUCGCGAGAAAAGGCAAAAGAUUCCUGGCGUGUUCUUUGCAGAUGGCCCCGAGUGGUACAAACUUCGCAGUGUUCUAAGCAAACGCAUGCUUCGACCCAAACAAGUGGCUGAUUACGCUUCGGGUUUUAACGACAUUAUAACUGACUUUGUUUACAGAUUACGCUCAGUUCGUGAGCCUAAAGAAUCAGCCCAUGCUUACGAGGUUAGUGAACUUGAUAACGAGUUAUUCAAGUGGUCAUUUGAGUCUGUUGCAGAGAUGCUCUUUGACAAGAGAUUUGGUUGUCUUGAACCACAAGUAAACGAAGAAGCCCAGAUCUUUAUUAAAGCGGUCGGAGAUUUUCUCCACAAUGCAGUCGUAGUAGGGUUCUUACCAGUAUGGUUCUAUAAAAUCUAUGAGACCCAACAGUUCAAAGAGUUCAGUAAUAAUUUCGACAUCAUGUACAAAUACGCUGAAUUGUUCAUUGAGAGAAGGAUAAAGGAGCUUAAAGCCAAGCCUCAUGACUCGACAAGACUGGAGGAAGACAAAGCAGGUUUCUUCGAGUAUCUUCUUUCAAGUGGAAAACUCACUAUCGAAGAUCUGCUUGCGUGUGUGAUUGACGUUCUGUUCGCCGGAGUUGACACAACCUCCAACACGAUGCAGUGGGUUUUAUAUAUGAUGGCCAAACACCCAAACAGACAAGAAAUUCUACGCCACGAAGUCAUUUCUGUCCUCGGAAAUGAAACGAUUGCCAGCCCCACUGACCUUUCACAGAUGCCUUAUCUGAAAGCCUGGGUUCGCGAAACGUUGCGAUUGUAUCCUGUUUUAUCGGCAUUGUUCCGAAUUUUGCCCACGGAUAUGGUUCUUAGCGGGUAUAACAUCCCCGCGGGCACUCAAGUUAAUGUCUUGGCCUAUUACAUGAGCCGAGAUGAAAGUAUUUUCAAAGAUGCCCAUGAAUUCCAACCAGAAAGAUGGCUUCGCGACAAGGAACCACAUAGCAGCAAGUUCAUUGAUUCCAAAGAGGUAUUCUCUUCUACUCCGUUCGGGUUUGGUACCCGUAUGUGUCUUGGUCGCCGUAUAGCUGAGCUGGAGCUCCAUCUUUUAUUGGCCAGAAUCGUGCAGCAGUUUGAUAUUCGUUACCCCCCUGAUGCUGAUGAUGUACAGCCAUAUAACAGGGGGGUGACUAUUCCUGACAGACCGCUACGAGUACAAUUUGUAGACAGUACAUUUUACAGCGUUUUAAAGUCCUCUCUGUGA
Messenger RNA from Porites lobata, 1638 nucleotides. Lineage: Eukaryota; Metazoa; Cnidaria; Anthozoa; Scleractinia; Poritidae. The record is from the annotation of a GenBank genome assembly.